Actinia tenebrosa (Australian red waratah sea anemone) is the source of this 745-nucleotide messenger RNA. RefSeq lists its product as uncharacterized. NCBI's taxonomy places the organism in Eukaryota, Metazoa, Cnidaria, Anthozoa, Actiniaria, Actiniidae. The record is from RefSeq and is a predicted model, not a curated record.
GACUAAGCACAUACUGAUAGCGUGAGUGACUUAGGAGAGGAACUGGAAACGAGAGCGGUAUGUUUCCGUGUUUACUCCCUUCAUCAAAAAAGCAGCUCUUCAUAAAUUCCAUACGAUGUCUUCAACUGAGGAAAAAGGGAAGCUACUGGCUGGAACUAACAGGUCUGACACGACUAUGGUCGGCCAGGUUGAGGCAACACGAAUUCAAAUGGAAGAAACUGGCGUAACAGUAACACUUAGAGAUGAAGUCCAUGCACAAACGAAUCAUUACAUCAAGCAGAGCCGACCAUACUUCCCCAACACAAAGCUGCACACCUACAUCGACUGUCCUUACUUCUUACAUCUUGCACGCUUACUAUUUUUUGCAAGUUUGUUUGGAGCUUUGGUUGCAACUACAAUUGGUAUCCCGAAGGAGCUCCCCAUGAGUUUUUUCGUUGCUUGUGCAGUAUUUUUCUUAAUUUACUGCCAACACGAGUGGGUGAACCAAAAGUCUCUAYCAGUAGUUCAAAAACAGCCUGUGUUCGACGAUCAGCAAGCGACUAACUCGUUCUAUGAAUUAACUGUCACAGAACUCAAGGGUUUGGCUCUCGAAAAUUAUCAAGCUGGUAUCGGCUUCGUUAAACUGACUCAAGGAAAGAUCGAGUUCCAGGCAUUCAACAAGACCGCAGUCAAAAGAAUGUCAAGUGCUAAAUGUCAGUCACGGCUGAUGCUGGUUCUCUUUUUCUUAUCGUCUGUCUACAAUCUC